UGUUCGCUGGCAGAUGAAUUCUCUUAACGCAGGGCUUGCUAGAAAAGCCUUACUGACGAGUCUUCUAACGGGACCAGGAUAAUAUGCUUUCCUUUCUUUUCCUCAAUAUUCCAUGUUUAUUCCGAGCAUAUUCCAUCUUCAUCUUUGCAUCUAUAGCACAGCACCCUAUACAGAAAUGAUGUUCAAAGCCAUCUAGCAGCAGAUUCGUACUGUACAACGGACUCCUACUACAGACGAGAAAGCUAAAUUAUAAAAUAUAAGUUCAGGAACAGAAAAAUAUAGUACUAUUGGAUUAUGUCAAGCACGAUGUUACGUUUAACAACAAACAGAUCGUUAUAUGCAUUUUUCUUUCCAUUUCAAAAAAUUGGAGAUGAAGACCGUAUUAACAACGAAUUGAAACAACCUGAAAUAAUUGAAAUAGAAUCUUUAUCUCCAGGCGAAAUUGGUAUAGAUAGAUUAAAACAUAUGUUUCAUGAUAGGAACGGUAAUAUAUCCAAUGAAGUUCAAUCUAUUGUGAGUGCCACAGUUGCAGGUGUAAUAGGAGGAUUUAUUUAUGGUGGGGUAGCAAAAACAAAAGAUAUACCAACAAAUUUUAUAAGGGAGAAUCAAGCUACAAAGUGGGAGAGCACUUUCUAUGCAAAGAGACAAUUACACAAUACAUAUGCUUUGGAAUUUUUCAAAAAGGGUACACGUAUUGGCUUAUCAGCAGGAAUCUUUUGCUUCUUAUUUCAGAGCACAUCAGUUAUGAUGUAUGUAUAUAGAGGCAAAUUUGAGAUAAUCAAUUGUACAGCUGCUGGGGCUUUGACAGGAGGUCUGCUUAAAAUCGAUAUGGGAGUUAAAGGAACAAUGGCAGGUACAAUUAUUGGUAGUCUAUUGGGCAGUAUUUAUGGUGCAGUGGCAAAGCUACUAUUGUACAUUACUGGAGCUGAGCUAAGUGACUUGUAUGAAAUACAUUUCCGACUCAUGCAAAAGAGACGAGAUAAUUUAAAAUAUGCAUCUACAACUUACAUGAACGAUGAAAUAAUAAAGCUUAGAGAGAAGUAUGUAGAAAAUAAGCUACUGCAAGAAGCAGCCAAAUCUCAAGAAAAAUCAGAGUAACAUAUUACUAAAAAGAACUGUACUUAGAAUGUGAAUAAAUAUGUAUCAUUGUUUUAUUUAUUUAAUAA
Messenger RNA from Megalopta genalis, 1166 nucleotides. RefSeq names its product RPII140-upstream gene protein (gene 140up). Gene Ontology annotation, cellular component: mitochondrion. The record is from RefSeq and is a predicted model, not a curated record. NCBI's taxonomy places the organism in Eukaryota, Metazoa, Arthropoda, Insecta, Hymenoptera, Halictidae. Gene Ontology annotation, biological process: mitochondrial respiratory chain complex I assembly.